GAGGCGCAGCCGUGAAAAAGGGACGACGACUUGGAGCCUAGAAAGUACACUGGUGGAUUGGAUUUUUUUUUUUUGUGUCUCUAUUAAAGGGCACUGUGGCCAUUUUUUUCCGACCUCUUCCGCGCAGCGAUACUGGAAAUAAAACUGGGAGCUAAAAGUAAUGAAGGGAUGCUUCAGUCGCUGUAACGCAGCGGACUAACGGGAAGAGGAAUGCACUUCAUCCUGUGGGACUUGUCAGGGCGUCCAGCUGCAUUACCUGUGUGUGCAUGGAUUACAACAGCAUAUAAACGUCAAGGGCAUAACCCUUUAUGGGCCGUUUUGGACUAAAGUAGCAUAUCCCACAUCUCUGCGCCCCCUGUCCAAUGAAAGAUACUCCCUCAGAGCCAGUCUUUACGCAUCAACUUAACAAGCGGACCCAGCGUACGGACACCAGCGACGGUAAAAACUCUCGUCCCGGUGCUGUGGUGUCUUUGUUGACCCCUCUGGACCCCAUCCGGCAGGCAAAACGUCUUCCCAUCCGCGUUAUCAAGAUGUUGACUGCGCACACAAGCCACUUGCUGCACCCGGAGUACUUACAGCCUCUGACGUCCGCCCCGGUCAGCAUUGAGCUGGAUGCCAAAAAGAGUCCACUGGCCCUGCUGGCGCAGACCUGCUCUCAGAUUGGUAAACCAGACCCUCCGUCCUCCUCGAAACUCGGCUCAGUGUCCUCCAGCAGCCAAGGGGACAAGGAGUCGAGCAGCCGAUCGUCCAUCUCGAGCCUGAAGCUUGGGGAACACCGCCCCUCCCUGGAGGACAAGUCGAGCUUCAAGCCCUACAACAAAGGGGGUGGAGAGUGUCGCAGAGACGGGGUCACCAGCAGCAGCAGCUCCACCGGCAGCAGCGAUAAAGCCGGGUUCAGGGUACCCAGCAACAACAUUAGCACUAAUGGGAAUUCGACUAACAGCCAGCAGUCAUUUCCACCCCACGCCGUCUCACCCAUCUCUAGCGCAGGCAGCGGCACCCCACCGGGACACACACAGCAGCCACUGCAGCAGCCUCACAAACAGAGCCAGUCUCCCGGUGGACAGCAGACAUCUCACUCUCACACUCCAAAUGGAGAAACCACACAUGAGCAGGGCAGUCCCACCAGCACAAGCAGCGUCCACAGCAAUAGCAGCCAUGUCAAAAAAGAUGCUGAAGUAAACAAGGCAAACUUGGACAGUCCACACCUUGCAAACUCCUGUCAUGCUCGAGCCAGCACAAACUGCAGUAAUGGCAGCUCUGAAAGUGGCUCCAACCAUGAGGGGGGGAAGGGAGAGUCCCAGCCCAGCCAGCCUAGCCUUGGCCCUGGGCACAUAACACCCAUCUCUCCUUACAAGACAAACCAAUCCCUCUUCACCCUGCCCUCCUCUACAAUGGGGUACCAUGGAUCUGUAGUGGGGGCCUAUGCGGGCUACCCGUCCCAGUUUGUACCAGGACUGGAUCAUACCAAGUCAACCCUCGGUGUUGGAAGCUUGGGAGUUCCAGGGAAGCACCCUAGCUCCAGCCCACUCACCGGCGCCUCCCCUCCCUCCUUCAUGCAAGGUUUGUGUCGGGACCCGUACUGUUUAAGCUACCCCAACAUAUCCCACCUUGGUGGAAGCAACUGCAGUUCCUGUAUCCAUGACCCUUCCUCCACCCUCAAAUCUAGCUUCCCAUUGGUGUAUCCCUCCCACCCCCUCGCCUCACUCCAUCCCAGCUCUCUGUCAUCCAGUGUGACCUCUUCCCUCUCCCACCCCCUCUACACGUACGGCUUCAUGCUUCCCAACGACCCCCUGCCUCAUGCGUGUAACUGGGUCUCAGCUGGGGGGCCGUGUGACAAACGGUUUGCCACCUCAGAUGAGCUCUUGGCUCACCUUCGCACGCACACGGCCCUGCCUGGAGGAAUGGACGCCAAGUUGCUCUCCGCCUGCCCCACGGUUUCCUCCUCUGGGCCAGCCUCCUGUCACCUACACCUGCCCCACCAGAGCAGUCCAGGCUCCAUGCCCAGCUCCUUCUCUCUUAGGGCUCCCCCGAGCCUGGGUUUAGCUCGCUACCACCCCUAUAGCAAGGUCCAUCUGCCCCCGGGACCAGCCUCCAUCCCGCUGCACUCUCUGCCCGCCACAGCUCCAUACUAUCCUCACUAUGCUCUCUACAGUCAAAGACUGGGUUCUGCCUCUGCUCUGGGCUAUCAGUGAUACACACACCAUCUACUUCUAUAUUUAAGUUUCUUAAAUACAUUUCAACUUGCUGCUGCUUCUCUCCAAAGACAGUGGAUUCAAUUGGAACUAAUGUAGUAGCUCGAGUCCUGGAUUUGGGAGCAUCUUCACACCUCCCAGUGUUAUCCAUUAGAGCUGAUGGUCCUAACCUUGCUGAAGUCUAUUCCAAGAGGUCAGAGGGUCGAUGUGCCUCCUGCAUGUCCGCACAUUGCUUGGAUACUAUCCCCAGUGAAAAACGGACAGGACUGCUCAGACGUAGCGCUGCAGGCCGGGCAGAAUCGCAGUGGGAUGCUUUGUAAAAGGUCCUGGAUGCCUGGGGUUCACGCUGCGAGUAAUGAUUCAGUGCAGAAAAAGGCGAUGUGACAGGGAUGGCAAUAACUUCAGCCGUGUAGCGAAGUGCUGUGUGGAAGUCUGAGCGCAGUCACUUUCACAGUCGCCCACAAGAGAUGCAUGUCAGCUUGACACAGCGUACACAUUUAUCUUCUUUUUUUUUUUUUCCAGCCUCAUGGUUUGACAUUUGUUUUUCUUUACAUUUUUUUCCUACUGAAAAUUAAUUUGUAUUUAUUUUGUACUGAGCACCUGGCUUUCACGUUUCUUUCUUCCUUUUACAACGCUAUACAAAGAUCUUCAGAAAGCCACAUAACAAUUGUUGAAUAUGUUGUGUUGUACCAUUUUUCUUUUUGAGAAUGAAUGUUAAAAUCACAUCUCUUAAUGUUUUUUUUUUUUUUUUUUUUAAAUUUGUACAGCAAAUAAUGAAUAUCGAGAUGUGAUAUUUUUUUGUAAAAUACUCUAGUGGAACACCUGAUGGUGAUAUCCAGUUAAAGGGGAGGUCAU
Molecule: messenger RNA, 3050 nt
Organism: Myripristis murdjan (pinecone soldierfish)
Lineage: Eukaryota; Metazoa; Chordata; Actinopteri; Holocentriformes; Holocentridae
Product: zinc finger protein 703-like
Exons: 2
Coding region: 363-2195 (610 amino acids)
Biological process (GO): negative regulation of DNA-templated transcription
Cellular component (GO): nucleus
Source: RefSeq, a predicted model, not a curated record